AGGGAAAUCCUCAACAUAUUUCCAGAACUCUCCAUCCAGCCUGGUGAUUGAGCAUCUGUCUCCCUUACUGCUGCUGACCAGCAGCCGUGCUUCUGAGGGGUCUGCACAAUGCUCAAGCACUUUAGCCUGGUGUUGCUUCUUGCCUCUGCUUGGACCACGAGGCUCCCUGUCCAAGGUGCUGUCCUAGCACAAGAGCUUUCCAUUUCUGCAUGCAGAUACAUGGGGGUCGCCCUUGUGGGCAGAAAGGUAAGCACGCAGAUGAAUUUCACAGAAGCUAGGGAGACCUGUCAGGUGCUGGGACUGACGCUGGCCAGCAAGGCCCAGAUGGAAGCAGCACAGAAGUCUGGCUUUGAGACUUGCAGCUACGGGUGGGUUGGAGAACAGAUCUCCGUGAUCCCUCGGAUUUUCCCAAACCCCAAGUGUGGGAAGAAUGGGGUAGGUGUCCUGAUUUGGAACGCUUCCCCCAAACAAAAGUUCAGAGCCUAUUGUUACAACGCAUCUGACACCUGGGUUAACUCGUGCAUUCCGGAAACCAUCACCACAUUCGACCCCAUGCUUGACACUCAAACACCCGCAGUGGAGUUCCCUGUCAGUAGCAGCACCGACUCGGCUUCAUCUCCGGACUCCACAACUCAUGUUCCUGCUACCACUCGGGCUCCACCUUCCACCUCCAUGGUACGGAAGACAAAAAAGAUUUGUGUGACGGAAGUUUAUACAGAACCUAACACCGUAGCUGCAGAAACAGAGUCACCUGUUAUAAGAGAAACGGCCUUCAAGAACGAAGCAGUUGGCUUUGGAGGUGUCCCCACAACCCUGCUGGUGCUGGCCCUCCUCUUCUUUGGCGCCGCAGCUGUCCUGGCGGUCUGCUACGUGAAAAGGUAUGUGAAGGCCUUCCCUUUCACAAACAAGAGUCCAAAGAAGGAAAUGAUCGAAACCAAGGUUGUAAAGGAAGAGAAAGCCGAUGACAUCAACUCUAAUGAAGAAUCAAAGAAAACUGAUAAAAACCCAGAGGAGCCCAAAAGUCCACCCAGAACUACUGUGCGGUGCUUAGAAGCUGAAGUUUAGAGGAGGGAGAGCUGAGAAGCUCCACCUGAGGCAAGUUUCUUGCCAGGCAACCAAAAAAGCAAACUAUUGUUGGUUCCUAGAUAGUAAAAGACUGUGGAGUCCUCCAUACGGAGGCCUCUCCUUACUGCAAUCUUCUCUGGACUCCACUCUCCUACCUCCAACCUUUCCACAGCCUCCCUAGCCUGUCUGUCUCCCAGACACACAGAGAGGGAGCUUUCAAAGUGCCAGGCCCUAAAACAGCUCCUCAGCUCACAUUCAUACACAGGCCUCCAGGCUGCCGGACACCAGGUGAAGGCUGGAGUCCCUGAGACACUGGCAGCCCCAUAGUCCAAAAUCUUCCUACAGGGAAAUACGAGGCACAAGUAAAAUAAGGAAAGAUACAGGAGGUCAUGGAGAGCCAGGUGACUUGAGACCUAAUCUUUGGGAACCCCAAAUAAACAGAGCACUAGCAGGGAAGCUGGGUACUGAUAGCAGCCUUGUCGGCAGACUGUAAAUAAAACCUGGGGCCCGGAGCCGCUCCACAGACCCGAAUCAGGUCUUAGAACACAGAAACGCUUUCUUAUCUCUCUUUGGUUGCUGCUGUUCUCUAUAAACAAAUACACUUUUGUAAGAAACCAAAACCAGAGGGGCACGGGGGUGGAGAUGUCUGUGGUAGAGCCUUUGCCUGGCAUGCACAAAGCUCCCGGUCCAAUACCAGAACCCACCCACCCUUACAAACACAGAAUGAAAGAAACAAAAACGCACAUUUCCAUGUUUAGCUGUUACAGAACCCAUUCUGAAAAAACAACUAUGUUUAAAGGUCAUAAAGUUUCAAAAGAAAAGUCAGAUGAUCUGCUACAGCCUGAGAACCUUUUACCUGAAUGCUUGAUACCAACAGUGUUAAGAAUUUCAGAUUAUGUUUGAAGUCUGCCACACUUGCAUCUACAUAAUGAUAUAUUAGAAGACCCAGUCUGAUUAUGAGAUCUAUUUAUGUUUCACGUACACCCGUACACCCAGCCUGGAAGUAAUUUCAUACAACAUUUUAAAAAUAACUUUGCACGCGAGAUAAAGAUUCCCAGUGUGGCAUUGUCCCCUUGGGGCAUCAUGUUGACUUCUAAACAGUUUCAGACUUGGUAAAAGUUUGGUUUUCAGAUUUGGGGACUGAAGAUGUCAGGUGCUAGGUGAGGUAUGACAUUCUGUAGUUGCAUAUUGUUCGUCAGAGAGUUGUGUAUAGUGGGGUGUUGUCUGAAGCUAAUGUUUUUUCUGCUUUGAUGCCCCUAGCUUAUCUACUUCAAACUAACUUUUUGUUGCUAAGACUAAUCCAUUUAUUUUCUCUAAUACAACAACUACUACAACCUUAAUUUAUUAAUAAUGUAUUUGAAAGUGUAUUCUUACCUCUACACAUCAACACAUAUCUUUGCGUGCCUUUAACAAACAUAUUACCAGCUCUCAUCUUCCCAGCAAGGAGAACCUGAGACGUUAAGAACUAUUGUACCCCAAAUAAAGCAUUUAGAAAGUU
Microtus oregoni (creeping vole) is the source of this 2563-nucleotide messenger RNA. RefSeq names its product lymphatic vessel endothelial hyaluronan receptor 1 (gene Lyve1). Gene Ontology annotation, cellular component: plasma membrane. Gene Ontology annotation, molecular function: transmembrane signaling receptor activity; hyaluronic acid binding. Gene Ontology annotation, biological process: cell adhesion. The coding region runs from base 109 to 1065 and encodes 318 amino acids. The transcript is spliced from 6 exons. The record is from RefSeq and is a predicted model, not a curated record. NCBI's taxonomy places the organism in Eukaryota, Metazoa, Chordata, Mammalia, Rodentia, Cricetidae.